This is a messenger RNA of Aureobasidium subglaciale EXF-2481, 1761 nucleotides long. RefSeq lists its product as uncharacterized. The coding region runs from base 1 to 1761 and encodes 586 amino acids. The record is from RefSeq and is a predicted model, not a curated record. NCBI's taxonomy places the organism in Eukaryota, Fungi, Ascomycota, Dothideomycetes, Dothideales, Saccotheciaceae. The transcript has 2 exons. Gene Ontology annotation, molecular function: transcription cis-regulatory region binding; DNA-binding transcription activator activity, RNA polymerase II-specific. Gene Ontology annotation, cellular component: RNA polymerase II transcription regulator complex.
AUGCCCAGAAGUCGUGUUGCUAACAAUGGUAUCGAUUCCAGCGACGACGCAAUAAUGAGAACCGACAAAAAACUCCGCAAUCGUGUUGCUCAACAAGCUUUUCGAGAAAGACACGCCACGUAUGUUCGGGAUCUUGAGCGUCGUCUCGAGCAGGCAAGUCAAAGUGAGGAUGAGCGAGUGGCAAAAUUGAUAGCUGAAAAUGUUAUGCUGCGAUCGUUGUUGACGCGAGCCCGUGACAACAUCAACCAUACCAUGGCUGCUCAGAAUCGCACGCUAGAUGCAGUCUCGGCGGCUUUGACUGAGACCGACAAGUCGGGAAGUCACGAAGGAAUGGUCACAGAUAGGAGCUCUCCGCAAGACGAAGGAGCAGCUUCCGCGUCAGUAGGUAUCGGGCGCGGUAUAGCUUUAUCAAGUGAACCCGCGGAGCAAAACUCUUCUGCUCUCGUGAGUACUUCGCAAGACGAGGCGCCCGAAGUGUACUUUCAGGACGACCUUGCGAUGCUCUCGGAAGAAGCAAUCGUGGCAGAGAACAUCAGCAUGCUAGUGCCCAAUCUCACCUCAGAAGGAAUCGACUGCAUCCCGGCACCUGUAAUGUCAAGCACUGUUACGAGCCAAGAUCCAAUUGCUGUGCAAUUAAAUUGGCCAGAGGAUACUUUGGCGACCAACUUUGUCUCAUCAUCUUUGAAUGCCCGUCCGACGCAUGAUCACCAAUCCUGGACCCAAGAGUUCGGACAGGACGACCUGAUGGCCGAUCUUGAGAGGCAACGUAUUUCUCCAUACAACCAGUUGUCAAAUAUCUGGUCGCACGAAUAUCAGAUGGGCCCACCAGUGUAUCGCGAGGUGCUUGCCCGUGUUCCACAAUUUGGUCAUGAACUUAUCAUCACAAAUUCUAAUUUCUCUGACCAUUUGGAUGCCAUCAAAAACUGUUUCGGUCGUCUGAGAUAUAUGAACCAGCUUACGGUCCUAGACUAUACGCGGUAUGUAGAGUUUGAGCUGCUGGAGAUUCAGUCAACUGAUAUGUACAGAUUUUUCAAGUCUGUUUCAGUGACCUUGUCCUUGUUCAACAGCCUAGCAAGACCUGAAGUCCUUGGUUGGUAUGCGCCGACAAAGUAUUAUCAACAUAUUGCUGGAGUUGCCAUGUGGCAAAUCAGACCUUGCCGAGAGACAUAUAUCAAACUUGCUACACGAUACCGGCCAACAGCUCUGCAAAUGAUGGAAACUUAUCCAGCUGUCAUCGAUUGGUGCCCAUUUGCCUCCGUCCGGGAUCGGCUUAUCACUCUCCAUGCCGCCAAUCCUCGUAUUGACAGCAUCGUUUGCGACAUGGCUACAUCAUACGUUGUCGAAGCCGACUUGAGCGACCUCGUGCAAAGCGGCAGCCAAUCAAGACGAUGUUUCUUACGAGUUUGGGAUAUCAUCCAAAGCAUGGGCCGCGAGGCAGGGGAUGAGAGGCGAUUUCCUCAUGCACAAGAAUAUCGGCUCCCAGCGCCCACUGCGGCUUCGCUUUUCACCAAAGAAUAUGCAGGACAGGUGUUUCAGAAGCUUCACAUGGAUGAGGGCAUCGCGCUUUAUAAGCUCGAUCCUGCAUUCUUCUUACAAUACCCUGAGCUCCUUGGUGACGAUCAUGAUAUUAUCGGCCAAGGCAUCGCAAUCCUGCCUGAUGUCCAGACCACACUUCCUGGACCAAGCAGACUUGAUGAGACAAUGCUGACCACGUACAAACACUUUACGUCAUGGUCAAUCGAUGUACUUUCUCAAGACUAA